Messenger RNA from Panthera uncia (snow leopard), 5512 nucleotides. RefSeq names its product KRAS proto-oncogene, GTPase (gene KRAS). Lineage: Eukaryota; Metazoa; Chordata; Mammalia; Carnivora; Felidae. Gene Ontology annotation, molecular function: GTP binding; GDP binding; GTPase activity. The record is from RefSeq and is a predicted model, not a curated record. Gene Ontology annotation, cellular component: plasma membrane. The coding region runs from base 95 to 778 and encodes 227 amino acids. The transcript is spliced from 7 exons. Gene Ontology annotation, biological process: Ras protein signal transduction.
UCGGACUGGGAGCGAGCGCAGCGCAGGCACUGAAGGCGGCGGCGGGGGCCAGAGGCUCGGCGGCUCCCAGGUGCGGGAGAGAGGCCUGCUGAAAAUGACUGAAUAUAAACUUGUGGUAGUUGGAGCUGGUGGCGUAGGCAAGAGUGCCUUGACGAUACAGCUAAUUCAGAAUCACUUUGUGGAUGAAUAUGAUCCUACAAUAGAGGAUUCCUACAGGAAACAAGUAGUAAUUGAUGGAGAAACCUGUCUCUUGGAUAUUCUCGACACAGCAGGUCAAGAGGAGUACAGUGCAAUGAGGGACCAGUACAUGAGGACUGGGGAGGGCUUUCUUUGUGUAUUUGCCAUAAAUAAUACUAAAUCAUUUGAAGAUAUUCACCACUAUAGAGAACAAAUAAAAAGAGUUAAAGACUCUGAAGAUGUACCUAUGGUCCUAGUAGGAAAUAAAUGUGAUUUGCCUUCUAGAACAGUAGAUACGAAACAGGCUCAGGACUUAGCAAGAAGUUAUGGAAUUCCUUUUAUUGAAACAUCAGCAAAGACAAGACAGAGAGUGGAGGAUGCUUUUUAUACAUUGGUGAGAGAGAUCCGACAGUACAGAUUGAAAAAAAUCAACAAAGAAGAAAAGACUCCUGGCUGUGUGAAAAUUAAAAAAUGCAUUGUAAUGGGUGUUGACGAUGCCUUCUAUACAUUAGUUCGAGAAAUUCGAAAACAUAAAGAAAAGAUGAGCAAAGAUGGUAAAAAGAAGAAAAAGAAGUCAAAGACAAAGUGUAUAAUUAUGUAAAUACAAUUUGUACUUUUUUCUUAAGGCAUACUUAAGUAAAAGUGGUAAUUUUUGUACAUUACACUAAAUUAUUAGCAUUUGUUUUAGCAUUACCUAAUUUUCUGCUCCAUCCAAACUGUUAGCUUUUAUCUUGAAUGCUUAUUUUAAAUGACAGUGGAAACUUUUUUUCCUCUAAGUGCCAGUAUUCCCUGAGUUUUGGUUUUUGAACUAGCAAUGCCUGUGAAAAAGAAACUGAAUACCUGAGAUUUCUGUCUUGGGGUUUUUGGUGCAUGCAGUUGAUUACUUCCUAUUUUUCUUACCAAUUGUGAACUUUGGUGUGAAACAAAUUAAUGAAACUUUCGAAUCAUCCCUAUUCUGUGUUUCAUGUAGUCACAUACAUGGAUUAAUUACCAUUUAUAACUUCAGUUGAGAUUUCAUGAUUCGUUUUACUGAAACAUUGAGGGAACAUGAAUUUAUGGGCUUCUUGUAGAUUCAUCUUGUAGGUAUUAAUGUCCUAUAGUUUCAGUCACCCUUAAUGAAUGUAAAGUUACACUGUUCAUAAAGGUUUUCUCCAUCUUUUCACUGCUGUUUGUCAUAGUCACGCUCCCCAAAAUAUUAUAUUUUUUCUAUAAAAAGGGAAAAAAAGGAAAAAAAAAUACAAGGCAAUGGAAAAUGUUAAAAGGCAUUUACUUUCUGUAUUAGAUAAAUUCCUAUAAUACUCUGAAUAGCUUUUCCUGUUAAGGCAGACCCAGUAUGUGAUGAGGAUUAUAGCAACCAUUUUGGGGCUAUAUUUACAUGCUACUAAAUUUUUGUAAUAAUUGAAAAAAUUUUAACAUGUAUAAAAAAUUCCCAUAGGAAUUAAAUAUAGUCUCCCUGUGUCAGAUUGCUCUUUCUUAGCAUAACUUUAAAUCUUUUGUUGAACUUCAGUCUUAGAAAAUAGUUUUAAUUCUGGUAGUGACAUUAAAGAUUAUUUGGGCCAGUUAGCUUUAGUAGAUGUUAAAGAGACCAAGACUGCAAGGCCAGGCCUUGUGUGAACCUUUGAGCUUCAUUAAGAGUUUCAUGGUAUGGACUGCAUCCCUGUGGCCUCCCAGUGUGCUCAUGCAUUGGGUGGUCAAAAGUAGGGACUAGCAGAGUUUGGAUAAGUUACAUUCUCACUAUGUGGUGGUCCUCUGACAGAUCAGGAACAUCACUUUUAAAAAAACCAACAGAACUUUUUAAAAAACAUUAUUUUAAAUGAGAUUUUGGGGUUGGGGGUGGCAAGACUUUAAUUUUUUUUUAAACAAUGAAGUGAAAAAGUUUCAAAAUCUCUAGUAUUGGCUAGUUCUCAACACUGGCUAAAGUAACAUUUCAUAAACACUUUACAAGUAUGGUCCAUAUUUAAGAAUAUAUAAUUCUUAAAAAAUAAACUAAUAACAUGAUUCUUUCAAUGCGUUUAAGAUGUAUUUUUAAAUAUCUGAAGUAAGAUGGUGUGUUGAGGUGAAAAUAUCACUGGGCUAGGAGGAAGGUGACUUAGAUUCUAGUUACGUGUCUUUUACAAUUCACUUUUGGGCAAAUCACUUACUAUCCAUUUCUUCUAUGUUAAAAGAAGUCAUCUCAGAGGCUAUAUCUAGCAUUACAGCUAUGUGAUUUACAUUCAGUUUACAUAAGGAAUACCUAUUUGUCAAUCUCAGCACAAUCUGUAACUUUUUACCUGUGUUAUCUUCAGUGCCAGUCUUAGGCAAAGUUGUGCAAGAGGUGAAGUUUAUUUUUGAGUAUCUGCUCUCCAGUAUCAGUAUCAGUACUCCCCCACAUUAGUGUCAUCUUGCCUGCCUACCCUUCUAUAUGCCCCAUGACUUGAUGCUUUCCUUUUAAUACUUUUGAUUCCUCUAACCUCAAGAUUUAUUGCUGCUUUGGAUAUCUCUGUGAAGGCUUCCCAUCAAGUCACAUUAGUCAGGCCUAACAUAAUCUGACAGAUACUAUAGUGAGAUGGACCUAAUAGCUAAUUUUUAGAUGGUAGCUAUAUAGCAAUUUAACUUUGAUCCUUUUGAACAUCAUCUCUUUGCUACCCGGUCCAUUAGUGACUAAGUAGGAAUUUUCAUACCUGCUAUGAAUAGACAGAACCCUAUCCAGUGGAAGAAUUUGAUAAAGGUAGUACUGAAAGAUGUCCUUAGAUAAUCUAAAAUUAGGACUAGCCCUGGUAACAGUGAUACAUUCCAUUAUUUUGAUAAGCAAAAUCUUACAAUGAAAAAUACCUUAAAAUUUAAUUCACAAGGCUUACUUUUUAGCAGAAUUCAUUUAUUCAGCAACUAUUUGAGUGCCUACUAGAUGCCAGGUACUGCACAAGGCACUGGGGAUAUUACAAUAUCCCCCCAAAAGGGACAUGAUCCCUAUCCUUAAGUAGUGCUGAUAUUUUAGAGUGCUCUGUAAUAUCUUAGGCAUUUGGCACAUGACCCAGAGAUAACAUAAUGCAUAUUUUAGUUUUGCAAAGAAGGGAUAUGGUCUCUAAGGUUUCUUCCAGUUCUAAAAUAAUUGUUUUGCUCUGAUUCCAGUAAAGCUGUUUAAUCAAGCUACUUUACAUAAAUCACUUUACUUCAUUAUUUUAAAGGAGUAAACUUGACUAUAUAUUGUUUUUUAUUUGGGAUAAUUAUGUGAUUCUCUUGGGACAACUUAUAGUACAUAUUAAAUCAUAUGUCAGAUAAUAACAUUAAAAUUCCCAAGUGUGUAUUAUUCUAGUUGGUCUCUUUGUAUAAUAAUUAAAAUAGACUUAAAAUUAAAUAAUUGAAUUUAAAAAUAGUUUUAUUUAUCUGGGUAUGAAUAAACAGAUGCUUGAGCUAAUUCACAGAAAAAGAAAUUUCUGUGUAAAAAUCAGUCCAGUUUCUGAAAUGCUGUGCUAAAUUACAGGUUUAUGGAACAUUAUCUAGAUAGGGUGUUAAGACUUUAUAGUACUUCCUCUUGUUUCUACACAAGAGAAAGAAAUGGCCAUAUUUCAGGAAUUGCAGUGCUUAACUGAGGGAUUUUUAGGACUCUUGAAUUUUUUGAUGUAGCUGGGCAACUUUUUUUAGGCAGUGGUAAUUAUCCUUUAUUAUGUGAAUUUUGAAUGGUUUGACAAAAGGUUUGUUUUUGUAGGGAUUUUAAAAGGGGAGCCAUAAUUCUAGAAAUAAAUUUAUGUAAUUAUUACGGCCUUAAAGAUAAAAAUCCUUGUUGAAGUUGAAAAAAAUUGCUAAAUUACAUAGUCUUAGACAUUAACAUGUUUGUGGAAGAACAUAGCAGAAGUAUGUAGUAUAAUUUCAGUGAAUAUUUCCACUUAGGAAUUCUAGGCUCUAUUUUAACUGAGUCACACUGCAUAGGAAUUUAGAACCUAACUUCUAGGUUAUCAAAAUCUUUGCCACCAUUGCACAAUUUUGUCCUAAUAUAUAUAGAAAUUUUGUGAGGCAUGUUCAGUUGCAGUUUGCACAAGUUCAUCUCAUUUGUAUUCCGGUGAUUUUUUUUUUCUUCUAACCAUUUUCUUCUAAACGAUAUAUAUACACAUUCAGUUUUUCUGGUAGGCAAUAAAAACUGUCAUUUCCAUUGUCAAAAAAUAAUAAUUUCUUGGUAACUCUGUAUUAAUGGUUUUUUAAAAAAAUCAGUUACUUUAAAACUGAAUUUAUAUUUAAUAAUUUCUGUUAGUAUUGGGUAGCAUGAAAUCUGCAUUGAGAAAUUGAACAGCAUACAACUGGUAGCCGUAAAGUCCUUCAGAAAAUGAAAAUUAUUUCUUCCUAAAGAUACAUUUACAUGAGUUCUUGAAGAAUAGUCAUAACUAGGUUAGUAAUUGUUUUCGUUUAAUAGUUUUAAGUGCCUGUUUGGGAUGAUGAUAGGCAAUUUAUAUGAAUUUAGGAAAAAACAAAGUUUUCACUUGCAGAAAUGUCAAUUACAGAGGGUCCCCCUCCCCAUAGAGCUAAAUGGGUUAUGUAAUGUUUUAUCCAAAAGUUUCCAGUUCCACUGUCUUGUGUUUUCAUGUUGAAAAUACUUUUGCAUUUUUCCUUUGAGUGCCAAUUUCUUACUAGUACUAUUUCUUAAUGUAACAUGUUUACCUGGAAUGUAUUUUAACUAUUUUUGUAUAGUGUAAACUGAAACAUGCACAUUUUGUACAUUGUGCUUUUUUUUGUGGGACAUAUGCAGUGUGAUCCAGUUGUUUUCCAUCAUUUGGUUGCGCUGACCUAGGAAUGUUGGUCAUAUCAAACAUUAAAUUUAAAAAUGACCACUCUUUUAAUUAAAAUUAACUUUUAAAUGUUUAUAGGAGUAUGUGCUGUGAAGUGAUCUGAAAUUUGUAAUAUUUUUGUCAUGAACUGUACUGCUCCUAAUUAUUGUAAUGUAAUAAAAAUAGUUAUGGUGACUACGACAGUGUGUACUUCUUGAUGGAAUUUGAAACAUUUGCCCCACAGUUGAUACAGAACAGUAAUAUUAGUGAAUAUUAGUGAAUCUUUUGCAGCUUAUCAGUUAAGUAUAUUCUUUAUUUGUGAAAGGUGUUGUGAACAUUAUGUAAAGGUUUAAGUGUUUACUUAAAACCGUGCUAGAUUUAGGUCCAUUAUCAUGUUAAUUCAUUUAGAAGUAGAUGCAAAACAGAUCUACCUUUAUGAUGAAACAACAGAAUAACAUUAUUUAUUACUGUUUAUCAGUAAAGGUACUUGAUACACAACAGGUGACUUGUUUUAAGACCCAAAGAGAACCAGCAGCAAAAUUAAUGGAAGAUAUUAAAUAGGUAUGUAUGUAGUGCCAAUCACUGGCAGCCUACUUCAA